This is a messenger RNA of Nicotiana attenuata, 1236 nucleotides long. RefSeq names its product protein FAR-RED IMPAIRED RESPONSE 1-like. Gene Ontology annotation, biological process: regulation of DNA-templated transcription. NCBI's taxonomy places the organism in Eukaryota, Viridiplantae, Streptophyta, Magnoliopsida, Solanales, Solanaceae. The record is from RefSeq and is a predicted model, not a curated record. The transcript has 3 exons. The coding region runs from base 1 to 1236 and encodes 411 amino acids.
AUGGAGAAUGAAUUCACUGAAGAGGAUGUGGUAGUAGGUCCAAUCUUUGGAAUGCGAUUUAGAGAUAAAGAUACUUUGGCUAGGAUUCGGAAAACCAAGUUUACCACCAAGAGUAAUAAUUGUAUAGCUAGGCUAGCUGCUGUUUUGGAUGAUUCUGGUUGUUGGCGCGUCUCUAAGGUCGUUCACGAUCACAAUCAUGAUUUGCUCCCAUCCAUAUCGCGCCUGAUGGCUGGACAUAGGUCCGUUUGUGAUUCUUUGAAGAGGGAUCUUGUAGCUCACGAUCGAUCUGGCAUUAGACCCUCCAAGAAUAUUAGACUUGCUGAGGUUCAACGUGGUGGACGCAAAAUUUGGGUUGCACUCCAAAGGAUUGUAAAGGAUAGGGAGUUUUUCUAUUCAAUCGACGUUGAUAAUAUUGGUAGGCUGCGAAAUGUGGUAUGGGUGCAUUCACACUGUAAGGCAGCGUAUGAGCAAUUCCAUGAUGCGAUAUGCUUUGAUACGACGUACUUUGUGAAUCAAUAUAAUAUGCCAUGUGAUACGUUUGUUGGCAUCAAUCACCAUAGACAGUCCAUCUUGCUAGGAUGUGCUCUCAUGUCUCAUGAAGAUAUCGAUAGUUACAAAUUAGUUUUUAGAACUUGGCUUGAUGCCAUGGGAAAUGCUCAUCCAGAUGCGAUCAUAACUGAUCAGUGUCAAAGCGUUAAGGUAGCCAUUGCUGAAGUGAUGCCAAAUACAAUACAUAGGUAUUGUAUUUGGCAUAUAUUCUCAAAGUUGCCUCUUUACUUAAGUGGUGUUCGUCCUUCUAAAAUUGCACGUGGAGAAUUUAAAUCCAUGGUCCUUGAUAGCAUUACUAUUGAAGUUUUUGAGAGAAAAUGGACAGAAUAUAUUGCAAGGUAUAAUUUGCAUACAAGGAAUUGGUUCAACAAGCUUUACUCUAAGAAGGAAAAAUGGGUUCCUGUGUACCUUGAUGUAUAUUUUUGGGCUGGUAUGCUAUCUACGCAAAGAAGUGAGGGGAUGCAUGCGUUCUUUAAUGGAUAUAUUACCCGUCAAAGCACUCUUAGGAUGUUUGUUCACCAAUAUGAGUUAGUUAUAAGAGCUAAGCAUGAGAAAGAGUUGGAAGCGGAAUACAGGUCAAAGGGCUUUCAAAUUGUGUGCGAGUCAAUGUUCAAGUGGGAGGAGCAGGAAAUUCAGUGUUAUACGCGUACAGUAUAUGAGUGUUUCAAGACACAGCUAAGGAAAUAG